This is a messenger RNA of Camellia sinensis, 1751 nucleotides long. Its product is annotated as aspartyl protease family protein At5g10770-like. The record is from RefSeq and is a predicted model, not a curated record. Gene Ontology annotation, molecular function: aspartic-type endopeptidase activity. Lineage: Eukaryota; Viridiplantae; Streptophyta; Magnoliopsida; Ericales; Theaceae. Gene Ontology annotation, biological process: proteolysis.
AAAAAAAACACAUAAUCAAGAGAGAAGUGUCAUUUGUCAAUGAUGGCCACUCCAAUAGCUUCCUCCAUAACCAUUAGCUUCCUCUUCUGUGCUUCUCUUUUACUUCUGCUCUGCUCCUCAAAGAAUGGCUAUGCUUUGGGUGGUGGAGAGAGAAAGACUAUGCAAAGCAACUUUCAUACAUUUCAAUUUAACUCCCUUUUACCAGCUUCUGUUUGCAGCCCUUCUACUAAAGAUAAGAGGAAAGGGACGUCAUCAGUGUCGUUGAAAGUAGUUCACAAUUACGGUCCAUGCUCUCAUCAUCUACGUCCAGAGAGAGCGAGUGCUCCUCCAACAGUGACUGAGAUCCUGACUCGUGACCAGUCCCGAGUCAACUCAAUUCAGUCUCGACUCAGGCAAAACAGUCUAGAAAAGGACUCCUCCUCCUCCAAGUCCAAGGCCACCACCACCAUCCCUGCGAAGUCGGGCCUCUCAAUUGGCAGUUCCAACUACAUCGUCACAGUCGGACUCGGAACCCCCAAAAAACACCUAUCCCUCAUCUUCGACACCGGCAGCUCUUUCACCUGGAUUCAGUGCCAACCAUGCACCGUCUUCUGCUACAAACAAAAACAACCAAUCUUCGACCCAUCCCGCUCAACAACAUACAAAAACAUCACCUGUACCUCCCGACACUGCUCUCAGCUUUCCUCCGCCACCAGCACCACCCCUCGUUGCUCAACCAACACCUGCGUCUACGGCGUCCGGUAUGGCGAUAACUCCAUCUCCCAAGGUUUCUUCGCAUCCGAAACUCUCACUUUGACACCCUCCGAUGUUUUCCCCAAAUACCUCUUCGGUUGCGGCGAGAAAAACCAAGGCCUCUGGAACGGCGUCGCCGGAUUGAUCGGACUCGGAAGAGAUCGAUUGUCUAUCGUCUCACAAGUAUCUUCCAAAUACGGGAAUUACUUCUCGUACUGUCUUCCAUCAACUCCCAGCUGCACCGGAUACCUAACUUUUGGAACCGGAGGAAGAAGCUUCACCGGAUCAUCUCUGAAAUUCACUCCAUUGCUAUCGAAAUCGAAAGGUCCUUCGUUCUACUACGUCGAUAUAAUCGGAAUCAAAGUCGCUGGCAAGACAUUAUCGAUCUCGCGAUCGGUGUUCAAGAAAUCCGGAUCUAUAAUCGAUUCCGGCACGGUCAUCACUAGGCUUCCUCCGGCGGCGUACGAUGCGUUGAAAACGGCUUUCCGGCAACACAUGACGCAAUAUCGGAUGGCUAAACCCUUUUCGAUAUUCGAUACAUGUUACCGUGUGAAAAAGAACACGACUCUGAAGAUACCGAGUAUAAGCUUUGUGUUCGGCGGCAACACCGAGGUUGUGAUUGACUCGUCGGGGAUACUUUUUGCAACUUCGUCCAAGAAGGCCUGCUUGGCAUUCGCCGGAAAUAGUAACUCCUCCGAUAUGGGUAUUUUCGGAAAUGCACAGCAGAAGACUUUGGAUGUGGUCUAUGAUGUUGCAGGUGGGAAGCUAGGGUUUGGCUAUAGAGGCUGUUCUUAAGCUUGCUUAAAUAAAUCGUACGGUGUAGGAAAAGAGUUGCAUGGUAUGGUAUGGUAUGGUGUGUAUCAUUUGAAUCCAGCGUUGAAUGGUAUGGUAUGUAUUUAUAGUCUUAUUGUUUGAAUGAAUGGUAUGUAUUGGUUGAAUAAAUCAUAUCAAUCCAGAGUGGUAUGUAUUUGUAGUCUUAUUGUUUGAAUGGAAGGAAUGUCAUAUCAAGAAUCAUUCUG